Oncorhynchus tshawytscha (Chinook salmon) is the source of this 6139-nucleotide messenger RNA. RefSeq names its product coiled-coil domain containing 88B (gene ccdc88b). Gene Ontology annotation, cellular component: cytoplasm; centrosome. Gene Ontology annotation, biological process: cytoplasmic microtubule organization; cytoskeleton-dependent intracellular transport. The transcript is spliced from 28 exons. The record is from RefSeq and is a predicted model, not a curated record. Gene Ontology annotation, molecular function: dynein light intermediate chain binding; microtubule binding. NCBI's taxonomy places the organism in Eukaryota, Metazoa, Chordata, Actinopteri, Salmoniformes, Salmonidae. The coding region runs from base 238 to 5166 and encodes 1642 amino acids.
AUUGUUCCGGGUAGGCCUAAAGCACUAAUGAAAUGUGUUCGUUAAGAAAUUCCGGUGUGGUUUUGCAAUGUGCUUACCACCAGCACUAACUGAAAAAGUGAGAUAGAGGAAGAGAGAGGGAGGGGAACUGAAAUGACGAACACAAUGGAUUCAGUAUUUAGUAAAAUUGCUUUAAUAAUGUAGGAUAUAUUUUAUUUAUAUUUUUUAUAGAAGUUUGUAAAUUAUUUAUGCGACACCAUGGACUCUAACAUAAUGGACAUUCUAGAAGAAUUCAUGGAAAGUGCGUUGGUGACUUGGGUACAGCUCUUUGAUGGUGUUGUGGACAGGGAGGAGAAUGUCAUGCUCUUCAACCAGUACAUGGAGGUGAACUCCAAGUCCCAGAAUUCCCAUGACCGCUACCUGAGGCUGACCAAUGGGAUCUUUCUCAACGAGGUCAUGAGGGUCAUAGACCCCAACCCCAAGCUGGAGCAUUUGUACCGCAGUGGGAGAGAUGACCAGAUGCUCCGAGUCCAGAACUUCUCCAUCCUCAACCGACACCUCAGGGCCUUCUACCAGGAAGACCUACGGCAGCUGAUUCUGAUGCCUCUCCCGAACAUUGCCAUUUUGGGGCAAGACCCCCUAACAGAGGCAGCAGUGGAGGAGUUGAGGAGAUUGCUCCUGCUUUUACUGGGAUGUGCUGUACAGUGUGAGAGGAAGGAAACAUUCAUACAGCAAAUCCAGUCGCUGGACAUCGAGACUCAAACUGCCAUUGCCAACUGUAUCCAGGAGGUGACCCAGGACCCCAGAGCGGUGCUGCCGCUGCAGUGGGAGGAGCUGGGAGGGCUGGAGGGGGUGGAGCUACAGGUGUUGUUUGGCUCCAUGGCCAGACAGAUCCAAGGCCUGCUGGCACAGAGGGACACACACCUGGAGACGAUAGCAGAGUUGUGUUGGAAGAGUGAGGUCCAGCAGGCUGAGUCUGUCAUGGCAACCCGAGGUGGUCACGUUGACGAGCAGCCCCAGGGUCUGGCUGUCCAGCUAGCAGACAGCAGGGCCAAACUACGACGCCUCAAACAAGAACUAGAAGACAAAGGGGAUCAACUAUUGGAUCACAAGCAGGAAGUACAAACUAUGGACGAGCAGCUGAAGAAACUUCAGAAAGAGAACCGCAGUCUUCAGGGUGAGGUGCGGGGAAUGCGAGCGUUGCGUGACGAGCUGGACUGUCUUCGUGACCGUGCAGGCAGAGCCGAGCAGCUGCAGACAGAAGUACAGAGCUGCACUCAUAGACUACGCAGCCUGGAAGUCACUCGCACACAACUGAAGGAGCAGCAGCAGCUGUGUGUGGCACUGCAGGAGACCCGGGUCCUGCUGGAGGAGCAGCUGGCGGACACACGACAACGCUGCUCGAGCCUACGUGAGCUGGAGAGGGACAAUCUACUGCUGCGACGAAGACUCAUAGACCUGGAGGGGGAGCGGGAUACUGAGAGGCAGAGGGUCGAUGAGCUGUUAGAGAUGAAUAUGGGCCUGGAGGCGGAGCUUAGACAGGAGCUUAGACAUAACAACAACAAUACAGGCACGAUGACAGCGGCUCCACAUUUCCACCAAUUGGAGGUGGAGUCUGACGAGGAGGCUGGGCUAAGAGUGGAGCUAAGAGAAGAGAUUGAUCUGAAGCCUCUGAGUGUGGAGGUGGGCGAGGCAUCGUCACUGAGGCUUCUGGGAGCUGAGAAUGAGAACGCUGAGCUGAGGAGACGCCUGGAGGACCUGCAGUCCGAACAGGAGUUCAGGGGUCAGAGGCAAGCUGAUUUGCCGGAGGUGAGGGAGGAGCUGGCCUGUCUGGAUGCAGAACAUCAGAAUACGCUAAGAGAGUUUCAGAACGUCAAGAAUGAAAAUGCCACUUUGAAAAAGAGCCUGGAACUGCUGUUGACAAAGCGUCAAAGUAUUGAGGAAGAAGGAGAGAAGGAGGAGAGGGGAGAGAAGGAGGAGAGGGGAGUCCAAGGUUCUGAGUCCUCAAGAGGAGAAGGGGAGGGUACUGCCCGGAGAGGGUUGGACAGUGAAAGGGGAGCCAACAUCAUUAGAACCCAAAGAGAAGCUGGAGUUGGGGCAGAGCUGCUCCAUCCUGAAGAGAGAGAGGUGGAAGCAGAGGAUCAGGUGCUGAAACCCAAAAAGAGAGAAGAAGAAGCAGAAUGUGAGAAGAUAGAGAGAGAGAUAAAAUAUGUUACAAAUGAGAAGGAAGAUGAUCUUGGGAAGGCAGAUAUUGACAGGAAAGAGAUACAAGCCCCCAGCCCAGCCACUGAAGAAGAGAAACUACCAAAAACAAAGGAGAGAGAAGACAAAGUGGAACUCAGUGAAAAAGACGUGUGUGUGUUCCCUGGGCCUGAAGUGGAGCGCCUGGCCUCUGAGCUCCAGCAGGCCCUGGAGGAGGCUGACAAGCAGGUGUCUGUAGCCCAGGACCUGCGCUCCAAGCUGGGGGAGCAGAGCAGGAAAGCCUGGGAGGCUGAGCAGAGACUGGUGCUACUGGAGGCCGAGGGUCAGAGACUGAGGAAGGCUUCAGAGAGCCUGGCGGAGGCUAGGAGACAGAUAGAGGUGCUACAGGGGGAGCGCCUGGAGAUGGAGGAGGAGCUAUGUCGUCUGCGGAGCCAGGCUGAGCUGCAGCGGAUGCAGGCCUCGGUCAUCGCUACUCUGGAGGGGGAGCGAGCCACGCUGGAGAGAGAGAGAGAGACCCUCCGUAGCUCUGUGGACACCCUACGCACUGCCCAACGCAAGGGUGACCAAUUGGAGCUGACGACCCAAGCUCUGAGGGCGGAGCUAGAGCGCCAGGGGAGGAGUUUGGAAUCCUCACGGCGCAAUGAGGAGGAGCUAGAGGCGGAGCUUCGUGAGGUAGCACUAGAGGUGGAGUCUCUGACCCGGGGGCGGGACCAGGCUCUGCUGGAGGCCUUGCGAUUGGAGCAGGAGAAGGAGGCGUGCCAGGGCGAGCUGGACAGCCAACGAAAGGAGCAGAGGCAGAGGGAGAGGGAGGCGGCCAGGCUGAGGCAGCAGCUACAGAGUACAGCAUCAGCCCUGGAACACAGCAACCAGAGGGCCUGCAGUCUGGAGACAGAGCACAGGCAUGUGUGUCAGGAGCUGUCUCAAUCCAAGGAGCUCUGUGCUCAACUACAGGACCUGGAGCAGGAGGUCGGUACUCGGCUACAGGGUCUGGAGAAGGAGAGCCAGGAGCUUAAAGAGCUGAACACAGAAGCCCAGGAUAAAAUCAGAUCUCUGACUCAGGAGCUAGCCAAUGAGAAGGUGCAGUCUCAAAAACUGUCCAAUGAGGCUGCACGGCUGAAGCAGGAGUUGGAGAGGGCAGAGGCGGAACUGAAGACAGUUACCGCUGACCUUCUUCUUUCAGAGAAGCGGGAGAGAGAUGCCGUCCCUGCUAAUAUCCCACCAGAAAGCCCUGCUAACACACAGCAGGCUACAUCCUCAGACACACUCACAUUAGAGCACCCAGAGGCUAAAGAUGCCCAAUCAAAGGAGGGCCACGACCUCCCUACGACCCCAAAAGCUGGAGUAGAGAAGACGGACUGGUCUCUGAGUGAACGACUGAUAGACCUGGAGAGAGAGAAUGCAGCGGUGGGCGCAGAGCGGGAGGUGUUGCUAUGCCAGCUGUCUCAGUCCCAGUCAGUCGGUAGCCACCUGAGGGAGCAGAUAGACACCCUGCAUCAUCACUCCAUCAGCCUGCAGGAGACCUGCACCAAGCUGCAGACACUCAACACUCAGCUACAGGUGGACCAGGCGGCCCUGAGCUUCCAGCAUGCAGCAGUGUUGGCGAGGUGCAGCGAGAGCGAAGCCAGGUGUGCUGCUCUGGAGGCGGAGUCUAAGGUGUGGGCCAGGGAGCAUGAGGAGUCAUUGGCCAGGAUGGAGGGGCUGAGGAGGGACCAGGAGCGAAUGACAAUGUUGCAGCAGAGGCAGGAGGUGGAGCUAGAGGAGCUGCUGGAUAGACACUCUGACCUGAGGAGCAACAACCGUAACCUGGAGACACAGUACAGGGAGCUGGAGGGAAGGUAUCAGGAGCUCCUGGGCCUCAAAUCCCAUCUGGAGGAGAAAGAAACAGAGAUGAAGAUGGAAAGAGAGAAGAUGGAGGGAGAGGUGCAGAAGAAAGCGGAGAGAGAAAGAGAACUAGAGAGACUGAAAGAGGAUUAUGAGAGGCUGCAGGGCGUGCAGAGGGAGUCAGCUCAGGUACAGAGUGAGCUGCUGGCUCAGGGCUCGAUGCUGCGGGGUGAGCUGAGUGCUGCCCAGCUGGAGAGGACCAGGCUGGAGGGAGAGAUCAACUCUCUGAGGGAGAACAACCAGAGACUGGAGCUCUGCACUGACCGCCUCACCAACCAGUACCAGCUGCUGACCCAGCUGAAGGGGAACAUGGAGGAGGAGAACCGUCAUCUGUUGGAGCAGAACCAGAGUCUGACCAAUCACAACAGAGACCUGAUGGAGCAGAGCCUGGAGCGCAAGGACCAGCACCACUCACAGCAGAGAGAAUACCAGGAGAAGAUGGGUGAACUGCGUAGAGAGAAACAGAAGCUGGUGGAGAAGAUCAUGGAUCAGUACAGAGUCCUGGACCCCAGCAUGCCUACAUCCAUCAAGGCCAAGAAGUCCAACUGGAUAGCAGACAGGAUGAAGAAGCUGAUUAAGCCUAAAGGAGGAGGAGGGAGAGAGGGACGUGCUCUGUUCUACGCUGCUGGCAGUAUAGAAAACCUGGCUGACAGUGCAGACUACCCACCAGACACACAGACUGCUGCUGGUUCUGACCCCCGCAGUGCCCCCGUCUCCCCCUCCCCCCUGCGACAUGCCACCUCUCUGGGUGACUCUGACCAGGCGGUGGGGCUGUGUGGGCUGCCGCUGCGUUCAGGUUUGGGGGGCCGUCGAAAGCUGGGCUCCCAUCGAAAGCUGGGCUCCCAGUCCUUCAGUCCCGGAGACCAGAAGACUUCACCCCUCCAGCGUCUCCAAUCUGCAGACAGAGUGAUCUGGGAAGGGCAGAGCAGCCCUACAGACACACCCAAAACCACACUCAUGACCUCAGCCAACAACAGCCAGGAGAAUGUGAUGGAGGAGGAAGGAAGAGGUGAGGAGGAUAAAGCCGUGAGUGGGGACAACAUUGAAGGACAUCUCAACUCAGACCCCUGCUGUCAGUCCAGUAAGGAUAAACCGGAAAACUAAAAGAGAAUUACUACCUUUCUGCUUCAACUGGAGUUAACAUGAUCCUUUGCACACAUCCGACCUCUGCAUACAGAUCUGAUCUAAAUCCAGAUAGGGACUCAAAUUAAAAAAGUGUCAAAUUCAAAUGUUUUGUCUGAUUUUUGUAAAAGGUGCCAGAAAAUACAGUAUUUCCGAUUCCAUAGACUGUAAACAAAAUGUUUUUCUACCAGCUAGUACUGUAUUUGUAUAUAUCAUUGAAGAGAUGCCUCUGUUCUUCUGGGGUGAUAAGCAGCAGUUUCUUCUCUGUGGCCAACAGGUGUCAGUGUAGAGCUAGUUAGACACCAAUACAGAUCAGAUGCGGGAGAAUCUUUGAAAUGAGAAACAUGGCAUGUAGGUCCAUCACGACUGUAGGGCCUCUCUGGUUCCCUGCAUCCCACACCAAGGAAGUAACACCUCAGCAUUUCAGCUGGGGAGGGUGAGGGGGAUGGAGGGAUUAAGGGGAGAGAAGACUGACACUAAAGGAUAAAAGCAGAGAGAGAGGCUCUCCACUGAAGCCCCGGUGAAUUACGAUUCAGAAAAAGACAAAUGGAAGGCUAAUACAAUUCAUGAAUUAUGUAGUUGUCAUGGCAACAUUAAUCAAAAUGAGGCCCCAGCCUCUGAACAUUUUGUUUAUGAAAUUGAGAUGCAUCCAGCGUGAGUGAGUGUGAGUGUGGAGGAUGAUAUUGGGCCUGCCACUCAGUCAGACAUCUCCAUCUGACACCUGCAGACAGACAGCAACCACAAGGUGAAAAAAGCAGUGACAUAAAAACCCAGAACAAAGACAAUGAAACUCCUUCUCAUUCCUUACAUUCAAUAAAACUAAAUGCAUUGUACAUCUGUGCCAGUAGUCAUUAACAUGUACGUUUGAAGAGUAGGGGUGUAAAAAAAAAGAGACAUUUCUGAUUCCUUUCAGCCAAUAGACUAGAAUAAAAGUCAAAUGACAUAAUGUACACAG